Molecule: messenger RNA, 506 nt
Organism: Myotis davidii
Lineage: Eukaryota; Metazoa; Chordata; Mammalia; Chiroptera; Vespertilionidae
Gene: CUNH17orf67
Product: chromosome unknown open reading frame, human C17orf67
Exons: 5
Coding region: 1-411 (136 amino acids)
Source: RefSeq, a predicted model, not a curated record
AUGUGGCUUUCUCGAAUUCAAGCUCUGCAACGUCACACGUCAAAGCGUAAACAAGCCUGGGGCCGGACACAGCUCCCUUCAAAUAGGCUGGCUCCCGGGGUGCGGCUCAUUCUGCAGCAGGCGGAGCGAGGAACAGGCAGGAUGAAGAAGUUAUUUGUGUUUGCGCUCCUUCUCACCUUCCUGACCUUCUCAGGGGCCUCCCCGAUUCUGAUGGAAAAGGAGGCCAAACAGCUCCUGAGGUCCCGGCGCCAGGACAGGCCGAGCAAACCCGGGUUCCCCGACGAGCCCAUGCGGGAGUACAUGCACCACCUGCUCCGCUUGGAGCACCGCGCCGAGGAGCAGUUCCUGGAGCACUGGCUGAACCCUCACUGCAAGCCCCACUGCGACAGGAACCUGGUCCAUCCCGUGUAAGGGGCUCGGUCCGCUCGGGGAGCCCUUUGACAACAUGGGCCUGGAUAAUGGCGAAACAGGAGGAGGCUCCUUCUUGCAUUUAAUUUUUUCAGCUG